Lotus japonicus is the source of this 2677-nucleotide messenger RNA. Its product is annotated as probable chromatin-remodeling complex ATPase chain. The coding region runs from base 1933 to 2295 and encodes 120 amino acids. The record is from RefSeq and is a predicted model, not a curated record. NCBI's taxonomy places the organism in Eukaryota, Viridiplantae, Streptophyta, Magnoliopsida, Fabales, Fabaceae. The transcript is spliced from 4 exons.
UAAGUUCUGUUUUUUUUUUUCCUAAUGUAAUUGAAACGGUGCGUUUCAGUCUCUGUUUCUUCUGCAUAUUCAGAGUCUCUCAUCUCCUUUCACAUAACAUAAUUCAUCCAUGUCUUGCAUAAGAUUUAAUCCCUGUCUAAAGUGGAUCUUCCAUGUCUCUUUGAUUUACUGUGUUAAUGACUCUACGAAAUCUUUUGCUUCCCUUCUUUACACAGAUCUCACAAGGCCUGUAGUUCAUGUUUUCAGGGGCAAUGCUGAGCUUAGAAGUGGAUAUCAGAUAUCUUCCUAAGUGCUUCUUGUAAUCGGAGUGCUUAGAAUUUCCAUCAUUGUUUUCUCAAGCAAUUAUGCUGCCUCAAAAUGGUGCCUGCAAGAGUUGGAAAACAUAAUGGAGUGUUCGCAGAACUACAUUUCAGAAGAUUAUAUUUUCUUCCUGAAUCUCUCUAUCUCCGGUCGAGAACCUCACGGUUCGUCAGCCUGCAACUACGACGAUGGCGACACAACCACUUCUUCCUCCGGUUCACCUCCCAUGAUACAGGCUUCAUGAACCAACCAUGGCUGCCCCCUUUUCCUGACAACGGACGAGGAAGCGACGCAGACUCUUCUCCCUUCUCCCGCGACUAUGUCAACGGUGACAAGGUUAACUCCGACACAAUCCUUCUUCUUUCGCUUCCCCUCUCGUCAGUUAGCAUCUCCGCUGAGCCCAGCACCACGCCGCUGAGCAAUAUCAGAGUCCAACUUCGAUGGAUAUCAUGGAAACGACGGAGACAAAGGCAAUUUUUCCCCUUCAUUUUCAAUUCUUAUUUUUGUUUUGUUUCAUCUUACUAGGAUACAAUACAGCUGCUGGAUUGAGGGAACAUAUUUUACUUGUAAAAAUUGCAGUUUUCUCUUUAGACAUCCAAGUCCUUUUAUUUGUGUCCUUUGCCAUUUGAGAAAUUUAGAUUGCAAAUCUUGCUCUGUUUCAUUUGUCUUUUGCAUGAUAUUUACCCAUGACACCAUUUCCCUAUUAGAACCGCUCAAGCUUUUGUUUUUUAAUAAAUAUUUGGUCCUCUACUUGCACUCUAGAUCAUUUGAGAGCAAAUAAUACCACUCUAGCAUGAACUAAAGAUUAAUUUUUUUAUCUAUGAUUUUUUCUGGAAUCUCUCAAAUAAUCUGUUGUAAGAGUAGUUUUAACUUAUCCUCACAAAUGGAAAAUAGCAACUAAUCAAGGGCUCCCUGAUCUGAUUGUGGUCAAAAUGCUUCUCAUUAGAAGUUGAACUGAUAUUAGAUGCUAUUAUUAAAUAUUUCAUAUGAUGUCCAUCAUAACCAUAGGUUCAGGAUUUUAAUCAUAUAUUACUAUUUAUAAUAGGCAGAACAAUGCAUUCCCCCUUUGCUUUUAGUUGCGCAGAUGCCAAGUUGUAAUCAAUCAUAUCUCUUCCAAGGUGUUGAACCUGGUCCUCCCUACACCAUGAGAUCAUCUCAUUACAAAUGCUGCUAAAUUUAAUUUAUAUCUAGACAUACAUCAGAAGUCAUUUUAAACUGAUUAAUAACAUCUUAAAUUUGCAUCUAUUUCUAAAAAUAUCCUAUUUGUAGGUAAAAUGGUUCUACUGGAUAAAUUACUUUCCAAACUAAAAGAACGGGGUUCCAGGGCACUUAAAUUUACACAGGUCGGUUCUAUAUAAGAAUUAGAAUCUUUUCAGAUGGAUAUCAAUAACUUAUUUUACCUGGUGCAUUUGUUUCAAUUCUAGCUUAUUUUAUAUCUCUUCUACAGAUGACUAGGCUGUUAGAUUUAAUUGAAGAUUAUUUAAUGUUUCAAGGAUACCAAUAUUCCUGCAUUGAUGACAAUACUGAUGGAGAACAUCGUAAAGCUUCCAUGGCUGUUUUUGUUGCCAAUAAUCUUGCUACUGCUGACAUUGUCAUUCACGUGCCAUGCACGGGUAAUUAGGUGGUUUGGGCAUGUAUGGAAUUGGGCAUCAUGUAUUGGAAAGAGCUGUUAGCCAAAUUGGAAGUAAGGGACCAAAUGCCCUGCAGACCUACACACUACCGAGACUGGACAAGUCCAGGCUGUUAGAUAUAGAAGAUUAUUUAAUGUUUCAUGGAUACCAAUAUUCCCGCAUAGAAGACAAUAUUGAUGGAGAACAUCGCCAUGCUUCCAUGGCUGUUUUUGUUGCCAUUAAUCUUGCUACUGCUGACAUUGACAUUCUAUAUGACAGUGACUGGUUGACCUAUAAGCUCAAGAUCAGGUUCAUAGGAUUCGCCAGAAGAAAGAAGUUGAAGUUUACAUAUUCUGCUCAGAGUGAAAGCUCUUUGUUAGAGUGACGUGUUACAUGCUCAAAACCACAAGUUCUAGCUCAGGCUUGGCUAUUCAAUAUUUGCUCACAACAAAUAUCAUCGGAUGAAGAAGAACCUUUGGUGUUUAAAAAGAAAAGAAAGCUAGCAUCGGAAAAGCCGAGACAACGUGCAUCAUUUGAUUAAGAAGAAAUCAACGUCACAAAUGACAUUACUUCAGCAUAUGAAGAACAAAUUUUGAUUCAAACCUUGAGGACAAACACAUCUAAGAGAACCAAAGUUAGCAAUACAAACACCACAAGGAAGCCAAAAAGAUUAACAAGACAAAAAAAAAAUAGAGAGUAAUUCCAUGUGUAGCUUAUAUUUCAUUUCCUGCAAUUUACAUCAUGUAUUUGACUAUUUUAUUUCAAAA